AUGGGGCUUUUUUCAUCUGGAGGUAGCGGAAAAUAUUUGUAUGUCAAAGUGAGCACAAUGGAUGCCGACCUAGAGAAAAUAACUGUGGAGCCAGAUUGUACAGGACGACAGCUGUUUGAUACAGUUUGCAGAAUUAUCGGUCUAAGAGAGAUUUGGUUUUUUGGAUUACAGUUUGUGAACAAAAAGGGGAUUCCGUGUUGGUUACAAAUGGAUAAGAAGAUAAAUAAACAGGAAGUGCCAAAGCAGGAAGAUGGUUCAAUGCAUCUCAUAUUUCUUGUGAAGUUUUAUCCAGAAGAUGUCGAAGAGGAAUUGAUACAAGAUAUAACGCGUCAUCUUUUCUUCCUUCAAAUCAAACAAAGUAUUCUAAGCAUGCAGCUAUAUUGCUCGGCCGAAGCAUCUGUUCUUCUUGCAUCUUAUGCUGUGCAGGCAAUUCAAGGUGAUUGUGUGGAGAGUUCGAAGUUGCAGUUAAGUGAAUUACUGCCAGAAUGCGUAAUCAAGCAGUACGAUAUGACACCACAGAUGUGGGAGGAACGCAUCAAACGAUGGUGGAUAAAUAAUAGUGGACAAAGCAGAGAAGAUGCAGAAAUGGAGUAUCUACGGGUUGCACAAGAUUUAGAGAUGUAUGGAAUUCAGUACUACCCUAUAUGUAACAGUAAAGAAACAGAUUUAACGCUCGGUGUAUCAGCACAAGGAAUUGGGAUUUACAAAGAAUCUAAUCGAAUUACACCAAGGCCGUUUUUUUCCUGGAGCGAAAUCAAGAAUAUUUCAUUUAAGAAUAAAGUCUUUAAUAUGAGGACAAUGGACAAGAGUACAAUCACAUUUCGUGCAAAGGAUAUCUCCAUCAAUAUGAGUAUAUUAGAUUUGUGUGUUGGUACUCAUAAUUUAUACUUACGAAGACGUCAACCAGAUUUGCUGGAAGUACAGCAAAUGAAAGCUCAGGCGAAAGAGCAGAGGAUUAGACGAAUUCAAGAACAAAAUCGUUUAUCUCGUGAGCGAGAGCAACGUAUACAAGCUGAAGCGGAACGGGAUCGAUAUAAAAAUGAAAUAGCUGCAAUUAAUGAUCAACUACGUAACAUGAAGGAGGCUAUGAAGAAAACUGAAGAAAAUGCUCAUUUGAUGGCAGAAAAAGCGCGAGUAUCGGAAGAGGAAGCUCUCGUAUUGUCAAAAAGAGCCAGCGAGGCUGAAGCAGAAUGCCAGCGCAUGAAACUUUCACAAAUCAAAAAAUUUGUUUUUUGGGCGGAAGAAACGAAAAUGUCUCUGGAGCGGAAGGCACGUGAUGCCGAACUUUGGGCUCAUCGUUUAAUGCAUGAAACAGAACGUCAUGGUUACGAUCCAUACUUAUGCCGUGCACAUUUAUAUGACUCAGAACCGAAUUGGCCGCAGGAUUGGUUAUCAGCGUGCGCUCUGCCUGUCCCACAACGUUAUAUCAAUCAUCAUCGUUUGAUGUCAUCGUCAAGCAGUGGCGAUGGUAGUUACGUGCAAUAUCUAGAUGACGAUUCAAACUUUACAGCUGCUGUCACACCGAUAAUUAAAACACAUCCAUCUUUGUUUAUAAAGAAACAAUCAUUGUUGAAUUGCCCACCGCCCGAUCCUUCCAGCAAUCAAAUGAUGCCAAAUGAUCUUUUGUCUUUACGGACAGAAAUUGAAAAAUCCAGGGCUGACUAUAAUGAGAAAAAAAAAAGUCUUAAAGAAAAGAUGACCGAAUUUCGAAAUGAAAUUGAAAGCUUGAAGGUUGUAGACCGCCAGUCGGAACAUGAUCGAAUUCAUGCAACUAAUCUACAAAUGGGUAUUGACAAGUAUUCCACACUUAGAAAGUCAACUGCUGAAGCACAUGCAUAUCAUGUUUAUAAGAGCGGUGCUGGAGCAACAAAGACUCGCGUUCAAGUGUUUGAUGGACUAUAA
Molecule: messenger RNA, 1902 nt
Organism: Acanthocheilonema viteae
Lineage: Eukaryota; Metazoa; Nematoda; Chromadorea; Rhabditida; Onchocercidae
Source: the annotation of a GenBank genome assembly